UUUUUUUUUUUUUCUUUCUCUUCUUCCCUCUGAGCUGUCUUAUACAACAACAAUAUAUUAAGAACUUUGCUUUCUCCACAAUUCAAAGCUCAAUUAGUUUUACUCAUAUUUCCCUCUCUCUUUUGUAAAGAUUUGGUAUUAGAAGAAGAAGAAGAAAGAAUAAACAUUUCAAUCAGAUCUUGUUUUUAAGUGCUUUAUUUUCUCUUUCUCCUCCUAUAAGCAAAGUUAUAAAACAAAACUAAACGCAUCAAAUCCCGGAGAAGAAAAAAAAAGUGAUUCUUUCUAGUGAAGAAGGGAAAUAAAAAAUAAAAAAGUCGAAGACUUUACAUCUGGGUUAAUCGAGAUUAGAUCUUCUUGCAAUGGGCAUGGCAGCAGAAUCACAGUUUCACGUAUUAGCUGUUGAUGAUAGUCUAUUUGAUCGGAAACUUAUUGAGAGGUUGCUUCAAAAGUCUUCCUGUCAAGUAACUACUGUUGAUUCAGGCUCAAAGGCUUUAGAGUUUCUGGGUUUAAGACAAGGUAUUGAGAGUAACGACCCAAAUGCGCUUUCUACGGCUCCUGUUAAUCACCAGGAAGUUGAAGUGAAUCUUAUAAUUACAGAUUAUUGUAUGCCUGGCAUGACUGGUUUUGAUUUGCUCAAGAAAGUCAAGGAAUCAUCAGCUUUGAAGAACAUACCAGUAGUAAUAAUGUCCUCUGAGAACGUUCCUGCAAGAAUCAGCAGAUGUUUAGAAGAAGGAGCUUUAGAGUUUUUCGUGAAACCAGUGAGAUUGGCUGAUCUUAACAAGUUGAAACCUCAUAUGAUGAAAACUAAGUUGAGGAGCCAGAAGAUGGAGGAGAUUGAGAAACCUUCAAAAGACGAAAAUGGAUCUGUGGUAGCAGCAGUUGUAUCAGAGAUUAAAGACUCUACAAAAACCGAAAUCGAAAUCUUGCCUCUGCAACAAGAUCCGCUAUUAGUACAACAAGGGGAGCAAAUGUUGAGCACUAACAACAAAAGGAAGUCAAUGGAAGAGGGGAUCUCAACAGAUAGAGCGCGUCCCAGAUUUGAUGGUAUCACAACUGCUGUCUGAUCUAUCGCCAUGAUGCUUCUUUUUUAGAGUUUUGUAGAUUGUCGUAGGAAUGCAUCUGCUGGUACAAUACAUGGUUUCAGUAAGGAAUGCAGAGAGGGGGGAUAUGGUGAUGAUGAUGUAUGGGGAUAAUGUUUAUAUGUAUAUCAGUAAAUCUUACAUGGUGAAUAACCCAGUUCCCAAUUUUGUUUCACUCCAAUUUUUUACUUUUGGUACAAAGAAUCUCAACUUGACUAUCUGAAAACGGUAUCAAGGAUCUGUAGAUGUCAUCCUAUUUGCCAACUGUAGUUUCAAUGCAGUUCACAAUAUUUCUUUGUUA
Capsella rubella is the source of this 1380-nucleotide messenger RNA. RefSeq names its product two-component response regulator ARR9. Lineage: Eukaryota; Viridiplantae; Streptophyta; Magnoliopsida; Brassicales; Brassicaceae. The coding region runs from base 360 to 1064 and encodes 234 amino acids. Gene Ontology annotation, biological process: phosphorelay signal transduction system; cytokinin-activated signaling pathway. The record is from RefSeq and is a predicted model, not a curated record. The transcript has 5 exons.